AUGUUGUCACUGCUGCUUCUCAGCAUAGUGAUGGUAGCUUCGGUCUGGCUCUGCCGCCGGAUCUGGUACGAACGGUUCCACCGAUACCGUCAAUUCCCCCAACUGCCCACAUCUCUGCUCUGGGGUCACCUGAAGAUCUACCAUGAGAUCGCCCAGUGGGGGUUCCAGGACGGUGAUCACGACCACAUCUUCGCGCAGAUCCAUGAAACCCUCGGCCGACCCCCGGUGUUUCUGUUCGAUUACCGCCCGAUCUGCCGGCCGGUGCUGGUGAUCGCGAGCCACGAGGUGGCGGAGCAGAUCUCGCGGCCCAGCCAGCAGUUCCGCUUCAGCGUGCCGAAACUGGGGCUGGGCUUUCUCGAGCCCGUCAUCGGCCACACCUCCAUUCUCGCCGCCGAGGGCGAGGAGUGGAAGGCGCUGCGCAGGACCUUCAGCCCCUGGUUCUCCCCGCAGAACCUGCAGGCCCUGGUGCCCACCGUCGUGGCGCAGACGCGGGGGUUCGUCGCGCAGCUCGACGCCCUCGCCGGCUCCGGGGACCCCAUCCCCCUCGUCACCCUCACCACGAACCUGAUGUACGACAUCAUCGGCGCCGCCCUCCUCGACGAGGACCUGGACGCCCAGCACCUGGACCCGCGCCGCCAGAGCCCGCUGGUGCGCGCCUUCAACCACCUCAUCCACGCCUACUGGGACGACCAGAUCCACCUCCCCUGGUUCUUCAACCCGGUCAACGCCCUGCGGCGCCGCCGCCGCGGGGCCCGCGUCCAGCGCCUCCUGCAAUCCCUCGUCCGGCGCAAGCACGCCGAGCUGCAGGCUCAGACGCAGCAGACGCAGCAGGACAAACCACCCGCGCCACGCAGCAUCACCGCUCUAGCCCUCCACCCCACCAUGCAAGACCCCCUGACGCCCGCCCUCCUCACCCAAACCAGCGACCAGCUGCGCACCUUCCUGCUGGGCGGGCACGACUCCCCCAGCGCGACCCUCGCCUGGGCGCUGUACGAGCUCUCGCGCACCCCGCGGGCCCAAGCCGCGCUGCACGCCGAGCUCGACACGCUCUUCGGCGAGGACACCCGCGCCGACCCCACAGCCGUGCAGGCCGCGCUCGCCUCGCCGACAACGGGCCCCUCCCUCCUCCGCCGCAUGGUCUACCUCGACGCCGUCCUCAAGGAGACCCUGCGCCUGCACCCGCCGGCCUCGACGGCGCGGUACGCGCCGGGUGAGGGGGGGCGGGGGGGGAGGGGGGAGGGGCUCACCGUGCGCCUGCCCGCGGGCGCCUCCUCCACGAACCCAACCCCCCCGGAGUCAAAGACCCUCGGCAUCGACGACCUGAUCCUCUACAACUGCCCCGCCAUCAUCCACCGCGACCCCGCCGUUUUCGGGCCCGACGCCCACGUCUUCCGGCCUGAGCGGUGGUUGGGAGACCAUGACCACGACCACGGAAACAACAACAACAACAGCACCACCACCACCAACGCAAUCCCCCCCAGCGCGUGGCGGCCGUACGAGCGCGGGCCCCGCGCCUGCAUCGGGCAGGAGUUCGCGCGGCUGGUGAUGCGCGUGGCGCUGGCGGUGGUGGGGCGGCGGUAUGCGUUCAGCAAGGUCGGGCUGGGGGCGGUGGUGCGCGAGGCGGCGACGGGGCGGCCCGUUUUGCGGCCGGAUGGGCAGGCGGAGGUGGAGGGGGUGGUGUAUACGACGCGGCAGAUCACGGCGAGGCCGGUGGAUGGGUUGAUGAUGACGGUUCGGGAGAUGGGGUGGUGA
Molecule: messenger RNA, 1752 nt
Organism: Aspergillus brunneoviolaceus CBS 621.78
Lineage: Eukaryota; Fungi; Ascomycota; Eurotiomycetes; Eurotiales; Aspergillaceae
Product: cytochrome P450 monooxygenase
Exons: 4
Coding region: 1-1752 (583 amino acids)
Molecular function (GO): monooxygenase activity; oxidoreductase activity, acting on paired donors, with incorporation or reduction of molecular oxygen; heme binding
Source: RefSeq, a predicted model, not a curated record